This is a messenger RNA of Coccinella septempunctata (seven-spotted ladybird), 1704 nucleotides long. RefSeq names its product catalase-like. The transcript has 5 exons. Bases 109 to 1632 code for a protein of 507 amino acids. Gene Ontology annotation, molecular function: catalase activity; heme binding. The record is from RefSeq and is a predicted model, not a curated record. Gene Ontology annotation, biological process: response to hydrogen peroxide; hydrogen peroxide catabolic process. Lineage: Eukaryota; Metazoa; Arthropoda; Insecta; Coleoptera; Coccinellidae. Gene Ontology annotation, cellular component: cytoplasm; mitochondrion; peroxisome.
CGAAUUGCUUCAAAACAAAAUAAAUAAAAAUUAUAUGUAAUUAUAAAUUGACUUGAAGAGAUUAGUUCUUCAGUUUGUCUUCAGUCUUUUUGUGUGCAACAAGACAAGAUGCCCAAUACCAGGACACCUGUAGAUAAUCAACUCUUGGAGUUUGCUGCGAAGAAUAAGAAAUCGGAAUCUGAGUCAGCAACAACCACCACAGGUCAACCCUUAACCUACAAGGAUGCGAGUCUAACAGUGGGUCCCAAAGGACCUAUACUUUUCCAAGACUACUAUCUGUAUGAUGAACUGGGUCAUUUCAGCCGAGAGAGGAUACCGGAGAGAGUUGUACAUGCUAAAGGAGCUGGUGCUUUUGGAUACUUUGAAGUUACACACGAUAUCACCAAGUAUACUGCGGCUAAAGUCUUCUCUCAUAUUGGAAAGAGAACACCCAUUGCUGUCAGAUUUUCUCAAGUGGCAGGAGAAAUGGGCUAUCCAGAUACUGUGAGAGAUCUGAGGGGUUUUGCCGUCAAAUUUUACACUGAAGAUGGAAUAUGGGAUCUGGUUGGCAAUAAUACGCCAAUUUUCUUCAUAAGAGACACCAUCUUAUUUCCGAGUUUCAUCCACACACUAAAGAGAAACCCAACGACACAUAUCAGACCCGACUAUGACAUGUUCUGGGACUUUAUAUCUUUGAGACCAGAAACUACUCAUCAAACUGUUAUGUUUUUCACAGACAGAGGUAUUCCUGAUGGUUAUAGAUACAUGCAUGGUUAUGGAUCGAAUACCUUCGCUUUCGUCAAUGCCGAAGGAAAGUUUUUCUACUGUAAAUUCCACUACUUAUCAGAUCAAGGCAUACGUAACUUGCAGCCUGAUGUGGCAAUGAAAAUCGCUGGGGAAGAUCCGGAAUACUCAAUAAGAGAUCUCUACAAUAGCAUCGCCACUGGAAAUUAUCCCUCUUGGACUUUCUACGUACAAAUCAUGACACCCGAACAGGCUUCAACCUAUCAAUACGAUCCUUUUGAUGUAACCAAAGUUUGGCUGCAUGCUGAUUUUCCUCUGAUACAGGUUGGAAAGUUAGUUUUGAACAAGAAUCCAGUUAACUACUUCGCAGAAGUUGAGCAGAUCGCUUUCGAUGUUGCCCAUCUAAUACCAGGCAUUGAACCCAGUCCUGAUAGAAUGCUGCAGGGUAGGCUCUUCAAUUAUGGCGACACCCAUAGGUACCGCAUAGGUGUAAACGUCAACCAACUUCCAGUAAACAGCCCUUUCAGAAUGAAAAAUUUCGACCGUGACGGUUCUAUGACCUUGGAGAGUCAGGGAGGCGCUCCAAAUUACCACCCAAACAGUUUCGGAGGCCCCGAGCAUGAUCUGAGGGCUAAAGCUCUUUCGCCGGUUCUUCCAAUUUCUGGUGUAGCAGCACGUUACGAUAACGGCCUGAACGAUAACUUCAGCCAAGCUAGGCUCCUUUAUGAACGUGUCUUAACUCCACUGGAAAGAGGGAGACUUGUUGACAAUAUUGUGGAUUGGUUGCGGAGAGCUAACACUGUCAUUCAAGAUAGGGCGAUCAGAAACUUCGCUCAGGUGAAUGACGAUUUUGGAAGGCUCAUCAGAGAGGGAAUUCAGGCUAAAAGCACCACUCACUCUGUAUUAUGAUUUAGUUAACAUGCAGUGCAGUUGUAUUUUAAUAAAAUUCUGACACAAAAAAAGUGUCUUUUUUCUCAGUUA